AUGAAGUCCAAGGGGAAAGCUGUGAAAACACCCCAAAGAACCUGGUCUGACCCAGAGCCUGAACUCGAACCUGACACAGAAGCUGAACCGGGCUCCAGUGAGCAGGAAGACUCAGAAGCCUCAGAAAGAAUCGGCAGCUCCUGGAGAGGUUCCCUGAGGAGCCGGCAGGGCACGCGGCAAGGAGCGAGUGGCGGUCGUCGGCGCCGGUCGCACGGCUCCACCACGAAAGAGCGCAGCAUCCGCCGCCUAGAGAGUAACGAGCGAGAACGCCAGCGAAUGCAUAAACUCAAUAAUGCCUUUCAAGCAUUACGCGAGGCCAUCCCGCACGUCAAGACGGACAAAAAACUCUCCAAGAUUGAGACGUUGACACUGGCAAAGAACUACAUCAAGGCCUUGACCUCCAUCAUCCUUGAUAUGUCAGGGGGCCUCCCCACUAGUGACGUCCCAUCAAACGCCAGCACUGCCAAGCUGCUCCAGUGUUACCAGAAACACCUGGAGGAGGAAGGCGAAGAGGGCCUCACCCAGUAUCUCACCCACAUGCACAAUUUAAGCCAACUCAGCUAG
Messenger RNA from Nerophis lumbriciformis (worm pipefish), 564 nucleotides. Lineage: Eukaryota; Metazoa; Chordata; Actinopteri; Syngnathiformes; Syngnathidae. The record is from RefSeq and is a predicted model, not a curated record.